AUGGAUGUGGAGGGGAGCGCGAGGGGCUGGCAGUUGGUUGGCGAAGGGGGAAAGAAGUUCGCGAGAUGGCGGGGGGCGGUGGAGGUGUGUGAGGAGGAGGGGGCAGGAGAAGCUUCCCGCCUGGAGCGAGAUUCAACAGGGGAGAAGCCGAUUGAAGUUGAGGAUGGAGGAGAAAAGAACCUGGAAAACUUAGAAAAUUUCAAGAAGUUCACGAGAGACAGGGGAGGAGGAAAACACAUUCUUGUCGAUGAAGUUCCCCUCACACUUGGAUACCAGGAGGCCAUUAAUACAAGAGAACUUUCCUCACACUGGAAUUGGCUGGUAGAAAUGAGAAAUCAUGUCAGCUCAAUGACUUUCGCCUUUAGACCCAAUGACGAGUCCUACACGAAGGACUUCCUUCUCAAGGAUGUCAAUCCAGGAGAUGACAAGCAGCUGUUAUCCUUGAAGAAGGCUUUUGAAGAGCAUCUUAACAUCCAAUUCUCGCAUCCGAUGGAUUUUCGUGGCUACGAGAGUUCCGUAGUGAUCUCCAUCAACCCUACCGAUGAAUGGCUGCUGGAAGUAGUUUCGAGGAGCAGGCUUCAAUUGAUCAUAAUGGACAACGACCCAUCCCAUGAUGACUUAUGGGAGACAAUGGUUCGAGAGAAGCGACUCCAACCUCAGGGUGUCCGCAUUUCUGAAGAUGUUGAGAAACGCAAAUUAAAGUCACUCCUCAACUUUGAUCAUGAAGGAAAGUUUCUCAAGAGCACUUCCAUGAGGCGUGCUUCGGGGCAGCGGAAUCAGGAAUGGACUCUAUCGGAAAUUCGACCCAAAUGGAUCCCGCGACGUAACAGGCAUGUCUUGCUGGGUCCGCUGCUCGGCAAUGGAGAAGUUGCUGAUGUGCACACGUUAGGUGAAGGAUUAACAGUGACAUCUACAUUGCGACCCAGUCAAUGA
Molecule: messenger RNA, 933 nt
Organism: Darwinula stevensoni
Lineage: Eukaryota; Metazoa; Arthropoda; Ostracoda; Podocopida; Darwinulidae
Source: the annotation of a GenBank genome assembly